Molecule: messenger RNA, 2276 nt
Organism: Aphanomyces astaci
Lineage: Eukaryota; Oomycota; Saprolegniomycetes; Saprolegniales; Verrucalvaceae
Exons: 4
Coding region: 14-1939 (641 amino acids)
Biological process (GO): deadenylation-dependent decapping of nuclear-transcribed mRNA; P-body assembly
Cellular component (GO): P-body
Molecular function (GO): RNA binding
Source: RefSeq, a predicted model, not a curated record
GUGCCUUGACACGAUGACGUCGAGAGAAGAGAGCGGCCCGGGCUCGUUGGGGUUCUUCACGGGGGUGUCCGUGGAUGACAAGAAGUACGAGUCCCUGCUGGAAGACCUCCGUGCGCACGAUCUCUUGGGACCUGCGGACGACAUUGCCUACGAUGCAUAUGGCAGCGGGCUGUCUGGACGGACUUCGUCGUCGCUGUUGCUGCAUGACAAUUUGUCUGCGAUUUUCAGUGGCAAUGUCCCCAAGGACUGCAAGUCGCCGACAUACCCACCCCCCCGUCAUGUCGUACCAACUUCGACUGCUGCCCGCGCCCCACCUCCGGGUUUCGCGUCUGCCCCCGUCGGCAACGCCCCGACCCAAGCCGAUCUCGAAUGGGCGCGGAGCCAGCAAGAGUUUGCGUUGUUGCGUGGGGAUUUCUCUCGCAAAGCCACCCCCAAUGCCGUUGAUACCUUGAACACGCAGCAAGCGUACUUGUACUCCGAAGAAGACGAGGACGACGAUGCGCUCUUGGACAACUUGACGAUCCAGGACCUGGGCUUGGACGACGACGACGACAAGCAACGAGGUGGUGCCCCUCCCCUUCCUUCUUCGUUGCCGCCUCCGCCAUCGAUUCCCCCUGGCUUGCAUCCUCCGUCGCCGCCGCAGUUGCCACCGCAAAGCGCGCCAUACCCGCCUCAACAGCCGCAUCCAUCGUAUGCAGGAGUGCCUCCUCCAGGAAACUACCCGCCACCGCCACCACCUCCAGGACACUACUACGUCCAACCCCCGCCGCAUCUCCAGCAUCAUCAUCAUCCCCAAGGCCCUCCCGGCGGCUUCCACGGCCCGCCGCACCUUUUGUACCACGGGCCGUCGCCGCAUGCGAUCAUGAACGAAAAGAUCUUCAAAGUCAUGAACCCUCGCGACGUGCAGUUUGUGGUCCAGCAACAGCUCAAGCAGAUUCGAUCGAGCGAUCCGUUCAGCGACGACUAUUACUUUCACAACUACCACGUGAAACGGGAACGAUCGGGGUCGGUGCCGCCCGUCGCGGGCGCCGCGCUGCCGCUGCCGUCGUGGAAGCUAGAGCAUGUCAAGGCAUUCGACCCGCGCGAUGUAUCGCGGGCGACCAAGUCGCGCGAAUGGGAAUCGGACAACCACGUGUUGGGGCGCACGGCCAAGUCGAGUUUGUACCGACCUCGCGAGAUGCUACACCUGGACGACAGCAAGGACGGGGUGUGUGACGUGGCGCUGUCUCGAUCGACCACGCCGGCUACGUCCGUGUUCCUCAACGAGUCGUGGUCGAAGCGCCAGCGCAUCAACGAAGGCUUGGUGCAUCUGCUGGCCCUUCAGGACGCCCGACACAUUCUGGACGCGCGCCGCAUCAACGUGGCCCAGUUCCACCAACUCGACCCGGCCCAGAUGGACCCAUCACUCGUGGACCUCCGCAAUAAGACGACCACUCUGCUGCUCGAGCUCGCCAGUGUGCUGGGCGUGACCAACCCCCAGCAACCGGCCGACGGCUUUGACCGACCGGCGCUGGACGGCAUCCUCGCGGUUUCCAAGGGAAACAAGCUGGUCUGCCGCGCGCUGCCGCUGCUGCACCCGUCGGCGCGCUUUGUCCUGUUUCCGCAGUUGGUGCACUACCUGUUGGUGCAGUCGAUCCACUCGACAGAGGACCAAGACCGCCUCGCCCAGACUCUAGUGGUGGCCCUGCUGUAUCAGCAGCCGUCCCCACCCGCGGACGUGCUCGCCGAGUCGAUUCAACUGGCCUUGGCAACCCAAACCCUGCAGUCGCUGUCGUUGGUGCUGCACAACCGGGCGCGUGCCGAGCUCUUGCAAGCGUUGCUGCAAAAAGGCGGCGCCGUGUGCGCGACGGCCGCCGACGACGUCAAAGCGAAAUGGCUCAAGUACCAAGACGUGUUUGUGGCCCUGGCGUCGCGCAUCAAAGAAACCACGCAACCUUAGAACACUCUGUACAUCAUCUGACUAGGAUAUACAGUACUCGACAGCGGACAAUAUCGCUUGUUCAGACUAUAGUUGUAGUAUACAUAGUAUAUUAAUACUGCCUACUUCAUACGUACAGUACAGCGGGUACAUCCUGGUAUAAUAUAUACUAGUAUACUACUUCGAAGUACUUCGAAGUACACAACACGGUUACACUAUUUGAACAGUUGAAAGCUGGGAUUCGGUGGGCACAACCAGCGGCAAGCAAACGCGCUCGAGUUUGCAGCAGCACGUGAGUGUCGUCACGAGAAUCCCCAGCACGAACAGCAUCAUGCGAAGGUGGUGAACGGCGGAGACG